Pezoporus flaviventris is the source of this 1441-nucleotide messenger RNA. Its product is annotated as adhesion G-protein coupled receptor G4-like. The record is from RefSeq and is a predicted model, not a curated record. Bases 257 to 1264 code for a protein of 335 amino acids. NCBI's taxonomy places the organism in Eukaryota, Metazoa, Chordata, Aves, Psittaciformes, Psittacidae. The transcript has 7 exons.
UUGCUGGAGUAAUAAAGGAGAAGGCUGGGAGAAGAGAUUUGUUGGCACAACAGCUUUUCCAGGACCUAGGAAAUGCGAUUUCAGAACAGAAAUCACUAGUUCUUCAUCGCCUGACCCACUGGAAACAUCCCAACAUCCCAUCUGAUCUCUUCCUAUUUCUCUUUGCUGGUCUUUUGGCAUCUGGCAGAAGAAACGGGACAAGCACUCAGCAGAAAUCCGCCUUGAUUUUGCUACACAGGGAGAACAUGCCUGAAGAAUGAAGAGGUUCACAUGUAGCCCCGGACUGCACUCUUCUGCCAAGGCUCUUUGCAUCUUGAUGGCUGCUGCUCACGUUGUCCUCCUGGCAGAAGCACAUUACCUGCAUGGAGAAAGACUGGAUUUAUUGGGAAGGAAUGAUAAGUUUGUGUCUCUGGUGAACUUCAGCAUCCCUCAGCUGUGCCAAUUCACAGCAUGCAUUGACCUAAAGCGGACUGCCAACGUCAGCUCUUGGGCAGCCUUUUCCUAUGACGCUAACAACUCCUCCUUGGACAUCAAUGAUUUAGAGCUUGGGCUCUCUGGAGAAAACAAGCAAUUGAGGCUCUAUCUUUUUGGCACCAGACGGGACAUUGAGAUUGACCUGGCCCUUUUUGUGUGGUACAGCGUGUGCUGCUCGUGGGACACCAGGAAACAACUGCUGGAGGUCUACUGCGACGGUGAGCUCGUGCAUAGCGAAACCAUUGGCAGCGCUGGGUGCUUGAAACCCAACGGGAGCCUGGUGCUGGGUCAUCUGCACAAGAGAAAGGAUGGCUUCAUUGUGCGGGUGAGCAACAGCUUCAUUGGCAGUUUGUACUACUUCCAAAUGUGGGACCGUGUGCUGGGGCAGGAAGAGCUGCUGGACUGCGCCAUGGGCAACACGGUCAGCUGGGAGGAAGAGUAUUGGGACUUCAGCAGCAUCCUGCCCGUUGCGGACCAUCACCUGCGCUGUGCAGGCUCAAGUGAAGCAUCAUCCACAAGGGCUCCUACGCUGCCCCCGUUGCCUCCGACCGGUAGUGCCAAUGGUACCGUUCCAGUCAGCUUCUUCAGCACUGAGAUGAACUUUUCCCUCUUCUACAAAACUGAGAGAGCUCCUGAUUACUAUGACGCAAGGAACCUCCUCGAAAACUGGUUUCGUAUCAUAUUUACUGGAGAAGAAUUUGUUGUGCCAAACUUUAAAGUCAGGGGUAAUUAUCCACAAAGCAAUGUCUAUAGCAGGCCUCAUGUAAGUAAUUUCUUAGUUUUGAGUUAAAAACUUACUUUUUCUUAUCUCUCCAGGGAGGAUAUAGUAGUUGUGUGGCUUAACAUUGACCUUCAAUCUGGUAGGUGUACCCCAUUUAAAGAGCUGGGCUGGAAAGCCAGUCUGUCCUUGUAGAGACUGAUACGUUCUGUGCUCUCUGCGUGAGGCAGCAUUGAUGCACUCUGAUGU